Messenger RNA from Cynoglossus semilaevis (tongue sole), 4650 nucleotides. It is a transcript of the gene trim24, whose product is annotated as tripartite motif containing 24. The record is from RefSeq and is a predicted model, not a curated record. Gene Ontology annotation, molecular function: protein binding; zinc ion binding. Gene Ontology annotation, cellular component: chromatin. The transcript has 19 exons. NCBI's taxonomy places the organism in Eukaryota, Metazoa, Chordata, Actinopteri, Pleuronectiformes, Cynoglossidae. Bases 485 to 3724 code for a protein of 1079 amino acids.
UAAACUUUCGCAAUGCACUGUGGGUAAUAUGGUCAGUGUUUUGAACGCCGAGGGGAAGAAUGGUUGCUUUUCUCACAUAUACAAGCUUCAAAACAUGAUGUAUGUACAAUAAUUUAGAUUAAAAUAAUACGGUGCGUUGGUUAUAUGUUUCAUCAGUUAACAGGGGAAGUAAAACCCUAAGCAGUUUGCCGUUUCCUUAACCUAAUAGUGUGUUUAGUGUUAACAAGCUAUGUUGCUAAUUUAGCUUCCAAGACGAAACAAUUUACCGAAAACAGUUGAUAAACUGUUCCAUACCGAGUCUUGUAGAAAUGAAACGACUGCGUGUUAUGGUUGUAUGUAAGUACACAACGCUAGUUUUGUCAAUAUAUGGUUUUUUUCAUGUACAAUGAAAGGCUGACGUCUGUUAGCAGUGGAAACGCUAAUAUUGAUUGAUUGAUCGAUCGAUCCCAGAGAAUCGGGAAUAAGCACAUUUCGUGGGGCAGAAAUGGAUAAUAGUGCUGAAAAUAUAGACAACGACGACAUUGUCAUCAUUGUGGAAAAUGAAGCUGAAAGUUUGCCUGCCGAGGAGGAGAGGCUCAAGCAGCAGGGCACAUUCGGACUAAUGGAUACCUGUCCCGUCUGCAAGUUGAGCUUCCAGAACAGGGAACCCAAACUGCUGCCGUGUCUCCACUCCUUCUGUAAGAAGUGUCUUCCGGCGCCCUUCAGGACUGCUGACCCGAGGAGAGACUCACCAGCUAUAGUGGACAACGGCAAACCGCUAGUGGGUGCCAUUCGAUGUCCUGUAUGCAGGCAAGAAUGCUGGGAAAUAGACGUGCUGGAUAAUUAUUUUGUCAAGGACUCUGCUGAAGUGCCAAGCAGCACAGUAGAGAAAAGCAGUCAGCUGUGUAUGAGCUGUGAUGACAACACAGAAGUGACAGGUUACUGCGUGGAGUGCGUGGAGUACCUGUGCUUGACAUGCAUCGAGGCGCACCAGAGGGUAAAAUUCACAAGGGAUCACACCAUCCGACAAAAGACAGAGAUGUCUCCAGAAAUUCCAGGGUUCUCCGCACAGAAGCCAGUUUUUUGCGACAUCCACAAACAGGAGCCACUGAAGCUGUUUUGUGAAACGUGUGACCGACUCACGUGUCGAGACUGUCAGCUGCAGAAGCACAAAGAUCAUAACUAUCAGUUUUUGGAGGAUGCGUACAGGAACCACAAGCAAUAUCUGGAGAACAUGACACAGCAGUUGCAAGAGAAAAGAAAAGCUGUUGAGGAUGUUUCCUGCUGUAUCAACUCUGGACUUCAGCAGGUUGAUGAAAACCGGAAAGCUGUUACCAACGAAAUAAAGAAAUCCAUUUGUAACUUAAUCAUGGAGAUCAACAGGAAAGGAAAGAUUUUGGUGAACCAGCUGGAGGGUCUCACCAAAGAACAUGAGGUCAGUUUGAAGAAGCAGCAGGACGACGUCAACUCUCUGGGUCAGCACCUCGACCAUGUGAUCAGCUUCACAAAGUGGGCAACGGCUAGCCAUAGUGGGACGGCUCUCCUGUACUGCAAGAGACUGAUUCUUUACCAAAUUCAUUUCCUGAUGAGAGCAGGCUGCAGUCCCUCAGUCAUCCCACAGAGUUCUGUUCGCUUUCAGUGUCGCUCCGGAUUCUGGGCCACAAAUGUCGAUCUUGGUUCACUGAUGGUGGAAAGGGGCCCAGGACGAAUGCCCAUCCCCAACAAUCAGUCCGGACCGAGAGCAGAGCCUACAGCUGCCAGCCUGUCCCUCUCAGCUCAGCAGCGACAGAGUACACUGGCCCAGCUCCAAAUGCAGGUUGACAAGCUUUCCCAACAGUCCCACAGACAACAGCCCCCAUCCAACUACUGGUCCUGGUACCAAAACAUCAGACCUCCGGGACCCUUGGGCCCACCACCACCCACCAGGCCAAUCAACGGAGAUUCCUCCCCGUCCCAGGGACCGACGAGUGUGAUGCAACUAGGACGUAGGUUUGGGAGUUCCGCCAACAGAAGUCCUACAUCAUCCAUGCUUCAGAACACGGCCUUUUCCUCUGCUCAGUCUCUGAGAGAACUGAUCCAUCAGUCCAGCCUCCAUCCCAAACCCACCGAUGUGUCGCAGGGGGCCACACGAUAUCCGCAUCCGCUGUCUGUCGGAGCGGCUGCACACGGUUCACUGCACCAGAGGCUCGCACCAGAAUCCUCCUUCCUGAAAAGGACUGAAGCCAGCGGCUCUGUUCCGUCCAUCACCAUCUCUGUCCCCAAAAUGAGCUCAGCGCCAAGUAUGACGUUAACGGCAGCUGACAAAACAGCCCCGUUUAAACACGUAUCAGUCCAAGGAAGGCAAAACUCUUCUGCAGCCAAACCCUCAUCUUCAGACAGAAGCUCAGGAUCGUCUUCGUGGAAGCAGACGCCCGAUCCUCCGCCUGCCAAGCGACGAAGGAGGUUUUCUCCAGGUCCAAUAAUUGUCAUCAAGGACGAACCAGAGGAUGAGGAUGAAGUUCAUUUUGUUCAGUCCAGUUUGCCUGACAGCAGCACAGGUGCUCCCUCAAAGCCUCGGCAGCAACAUCAUCACCAACAGCAGCAGCAACAACAGCAGUCAUUUGUCCCAGAUCCAGCCCCUAACCCAGAGUCCAGUGCUGUUAAAGAACCGUGUCCUCAGCCCUCGGCAACAGCACCGUCGGAGAAGCGGGCGGAGCCGGAGGACGAUCCCAACGAGGACUGGUGUGCUGUUUGUCAGAACGGAGGAGAGCUGCUCUGUUGUGACAAGUGUCCCAAAGUUUUUCAUCUCUCCUGUCACAUCCCCUCCCUCAACGAGUCUCCCAGUGGUGAGUGGUUCUGUUCACUCUGCCGAAACCUGGUCUCCCCUGAGAUGACGUACGGCUGUGACAGUAAGGACGAGAACACCUCAGACGGAUUGUCGCCUCUUGAUAGAAGGAAGUGUGAGUGGUUGUUGCUGCGUCUGCUCUGCAACGACUUCAGCACUGACUUCCAAGGGCCGGCGUCUCAAUCGGAGACAAAAAGGUACAAAGAGCUUAUCCAGAAACCGAUGGACUUGUCCAUCGUGAGGAGGAGACUGGCGUCAAAAUCCGAGGAAGACUGUUACACUUCUCCAGAGGGUUUGGUUGCAGAUGUCCGGCUGAUAUUUUUCAACUGUUCCAAGUACUUCAAGGCGACCUCAGAAGUGGGGAGUGCAGGCCUCUACUUGGAGGACUAUUUUGAGGAGCAACUGAAGGUCGUCUACCCUGACAAGGUGUUCCCAGGAGGGAGGGAAGAACAGAUGAUCCCUCCUCUAGAGGAUGAAAUAGAAGACGAAGAGGAAGAGAUGAUGCAGGAAGGUGAGGCACACAGAGGAGAGGAUGAACCCCAAAACAUUGAGGGAAAGGGAAUCCCCUCUCUAGAAGAGGAUCUGGAUCCCGAACAGGAAACGGCAGCGACAGCAGAGGAAGAAAAGCUCGAAACAGUGGAAAAAGCAAACGACGAGGAGGAAAAGGAGAAGAUGAUGAGUGAACCGGCUGCUGACGGAGAAGUGGCAACCAUGGAGGAGGUGCAGCAGGAGGAGACAACCCCUGCAGAGGCAGUGAAGAGCUCUCAGACUGAUGGUGGGGAAACGAGACAAGAAGGAGCUCCCUGCUCCUUAAAACUGGAGACCCCUGAGCUCCAUGAAGACUGUAAAACUGUUGAACCACCUGAAAACCACGAGGAGGAGUCGGCUCCUGUAGACACAGCCAGUCAGGAAGAAGGAUAGAUGGAGUGUCUGUGUGUGCGUGUGUGCGUGUGUGUGUGUGUGUGUGUGUGUGAGUGUGUGAUAGAUGAUUGUACUCUUUGGUCGAAUUUGCCCCAGUGGGGAUGGGUGUUUGCUGCAGGCAGUUUUUGUACCAUUUUAUACAUGUAGUAGUAACGAUUAUGGUAAUACAGCACUGACAGGACUUGUACAGUUGACGUGAAACUGUAGAUGUACAUUUAAACUAGUGAAAUUGUACAGAGGUUUCGUACUAGGGCAGUUUUCUGUGAUGCCAACGCAUAGAAGGUGAAGUGUAAAUUAUCAGGCAAAUGUACAAUUGAUGCAAUCAGACUAGAUGGCAAUGCAUGUGUUAAAACUGAAUAUAAAUUCUGUCACAUGACGGUUGUUCAUAGGCUAAAGCCCUUGUUUAAUGGCUGCUGGACUGGUAAACAAAUGGUAUUUUAUAGGUUUUGGUCAAAGUUCCUGUCAUAAAGCCAUAUACAUACAAAUAUGGCUGCUGUACUGUAGUUUUUUUUUAAAGCUGAUAUAUUGGUGCUAUCAGUGUGUAAACUCCAAUCAAAAAGAAAACAUGAUGAAACUGAACUGUUCUUACAAUACAGUUGUUUUGUCCAAAUCAUAAAAUGUAUUAUUUGGCUGUUCCCUGUCACAAGAUAAGUUAGGAGACACUGUGUCACUAUCAGCUUCUGAGAACAGCGUGCUGUAUCUGCGCCCGAAUGUGUCACUCAGUAUUACUUGACAAGAACCCUAAUAUUAAUAAACAAUGGAUUUAUUAACUUUUGGACCAUUUCAAAAGAGGUAAUGAAUGUAAGCAUGGCACCUUAACAUAGGAACAGACCUGGAUCCACGCAGCAACUAUGAAUGAACAACAAUAAUGAGCAUUAAAACAGUGGCAUUUUAAUAUUUGUAAUAAAUCUAUUACAUAGAACUGA